CUUACACAGGCGACGACAGUGGAUCUGCAGGAUGAUCAGCGGGAGGAUCCCUGAUCACACUGAAUUAUGUAGAGACACACCAGGGCUUCAGUAAGAUAAAGCGAAUGGAUGAGGGGACAAAUCGUGUACCGUUAGUAACUUUAUGUAAACAAAGAAAAGGUAACUCGAGUUAGUAUUUCAGAAAUGAAGGAGGGCAGAUGAACUGCCGGUGUGCCUUGAAUUUAGGCGUGACAGUGCGCCUGCACUAACAGCAGCUAGGAAUAGCCUGACUGAAUUAAUAUCGGAAUUAAUCAAAACAGACCCCUCCCUGCCUUAUCGAUGUGAAUGCAUGGGGUCGACAUGAGUACCAGUAUAAAGGAAGGAGAAUUAAAGAAGAGAUUGCAGCAGUUCCUGACUGACCUGGCAAUAUUGGGAUCUUUACAGGGAUUUCGUUAUUUUCAGCCCUGGUUAAGGGGGAAAGAGGAACUGCUGCUGACUGUCGUCAAUGAGGACAUGGGAUGGCGAUCUCCUGGAUUUCCUGUCUCCGUGGCCUCCUCCUUUACCAGCUCAACAUGUAGUAGCAGCUACAGCCUGGCUAGCGACUAUGACAGCUCCCCCUUACCUGGGGAAGGUCCUCAACCACAGCCACAACCCAAACCUCCACCUCAAAAGCCUCCCCGACAGCAGACCAACAGGUGUAAUGAUUCCCAUCUCCUCCCAGCAUCACCCAGUGAGGAGGAGAUUGCUGUGCCUGAAAUUAACUGCACCCUUUUCCUGUUGGCUGGUUAUGCUAAAUAUGGCCGGCCAUAUGCCUGGAUACGAUCCAAUCAUGAGCGCUUAGUUAACAUUGGGGGCACUGAUUCGCUGGUGAAAGACACACCCAUGAAGCUGAAGUCUAUUACAGAUUGGACUACAACUUCAGAAGGAACACGUGUGUGGGAUGUAGUGAAUGAGUUGGUGGGUCUGUGCACUAUGCCUCCUCCAGACAAUCCUUUCUCUCUGGACAUGCGCUACCUCCAAACCCUUCCCCUCCCAGAGCGCUUCCUGGUCACUGGGGCCCUCCUUAACUUCUUGGAGAUGAUUGUGGUUGAGGGAAGUCGAGAGGAACCCUUCUACGAUCUGGUUAUGAAUGAGAUGAACCCCUUGAGGCGACUCCACUUCCAGAGCCUUGUUGAGCUCCAGAGGCUUCGCAGGUUUAAGAGUGGCAGUCCUUUACUGCUGGACUCAUCAGAAAACCAGUAAAUUCCAACACACUGCCAUUGCUCCGACUGGGUGCAGUCUGGAGAACACAAAAAGAAAUUUGCACACAAAGGAACGACUGUAAUCAUUCAGAUGCAGGAACAGAAUGAUACCAGACAUUCAGAUGUUCCAAAAGUAAAGCCAACAUUUAAAGAAAUGCUUUUAUUCCAAGGUGUGUGGAUAUGGACUCCACAAAAAAAAAAAACUUUUGGUGCUGAAUAACAGAAGUGCUAUUUAUCUCACUGUAGAAUUGUAAUGCAAAUCUUGUUUGCACCGUUUAUCCUUAAAACAUUUUAAAACUUUAUUUGUAAUAGAUUAGUUCCACAAAUGUUGAGGUUUUCACUUUUCAGAUUCACCCGUUUUGUUUUGUACCGUCAUGAAAUCCACUCAUGCUGAAGCACUGGUGAACAUUGUCACGGCAAUAAAGUGAUGUCUGUGCUUGUUAAUAUUAAUCAACAUAAGAGUAAAUCUUUGGAAUGAUUGUAUGAGACUAUAUUCGUCUCAAGUGCAUUUAAGACCAUCUUGGCAUUAAAACAUUAUACAUUUGAUUACAACAA
Molecule: messenger RNA, 1775 nt
Organism: Astyanax mexicanus (Mexican tetra)
Lineage: Eukaryota; Metazoa; Chordata; Actinopteri; Characiformes; Acestrorhamphidae
Exons: 8
Coding region: 325-1221 (298 amino acids)
Source: RefSeq, a predicted model, not a curated record